AUGGCCUCACAACUUUUCCUAUACCUUGCCCAUGUAAUUCCAUUCGCCACUCUCUGGAUUCUUUCAGUUUUCGAAGUUAUUCCCACAUUUUCCUAUCUUCCCGAUUUCACACAUCAUUUUGUUUUAUUUGUGAGUUUUUUCCUUUUGGUUUUCAAUUUUAAAAAUGUUAUACUCACUAUAUUUUCAGGCACCUAUAUACACAGUUCUUCUAUUAGGAGUGAGUUUUCUGCUGUUAUUUCAUGAAUUUUGAUCAAAUUUGUUUAGUUUUACGCAAUUUUCUCUGUAAUUCACGGAGUUUCGACUUUCAAUGAUUGCAAUGAUGCAAAACAAGAACUUGUGCAAGAAAUCAAAGAAGCUCGAGAGGAUUUGAAAAAAAGAAAGAUUAUUGAUUGA
Caenorhabditis angaria is the source of this 393-nucleotide messenger RNA. The record is from the annotation of a GenBank genome assembly. Lineage: Eukaryota; Metazoa; Nematoda; Chromadorea; Rhabditida; Rhabditidae.